AUGGAGCUCCCAUCGAUCCCCGUUCCUCUGAACGGCUUUGUUCCUUAUCUAAAUGAACACAGCCGCGAUGAGGUUCUCACCGGCAAGGCGAUGGAACCCUUCAAAGCUUACGAAUAUAAGCUCCGUGAAAUCUUUGCUCAAGAACCUAACAAUAAGGCAAUUGAGAAUCCCCACGUCAAUGUCGUCCCCCUUUAUCUUCAGCCUGAUGUAGAUGUCAAAGUGAAGGCGCGGGACCUCGUCAAAGAAAGCCCAGCGGAUGCUGAAAAGUAUAUCCUUCCCCUGGCAGCCGAAGCGCGGAAAAAUGAUUCCACUGCUGCUGUGGUUCCGACUUUCAAUCAGUUCCUCGAGAAUUUCAGGAUCUUUUCAGAAUCGUCUCUAGUUGAUAUGGACUGGAGCAAUGUUGUCGUUGCCGGGAGUGCGGUAACUACUUGUCUAUUGCCAGUUCCUGAUAAAUUCGGGUCGUCGCGCAAGGCUCAGAGGGAAUACUACCACGAGAAAAUUGCUCCGUCUUCGGAUGUCGAUCUAUUUCUCUACGGUCUUGACGAGGAGCAGGCAAUUGAGAAGAUCAAGCAAAUUGAGAAAUGCAUCCGCGACAGUAUUCUGGAGGAAGUCAGCGUUAUUCGGACCAAAAAUGCCCUGACUAUUGUUUCGAAAUAUCCUACUCGCCACGUUCAGAUAGUGCUCAGGCUUUAUAAGAGCGUCUCGGAAGUCUUGACCGGUUUUGAUGUGGAUUGUUCCUGUACUGCGUUCGAUGGCCGUCAAGUCUGGGCCAGCCCCAGGGCCGUUGCAGCUUUUGCUACUCAGACUAAUUCCAUCGACCUUACCCGGCGUUCACCUUCGUAUGAAAACCGUCUUGCGAAAUAUGCCCAUCGUGGAUUUGAAGUGUAUUGGCCAGCUUUAGAUCGUUCAAGAUUGGAUCCUACAAUAUUCGAAAGAAGUUUUAACCACGUUGUUGGUCUUGCACGACUCCUGGUCAUGGAGAAGCUUCCCACUCAGCUCAACAGAGAAAACUAUCUUAACCAACGACGUGAGGAGCGCGGCAGAGCCACUCCCAGUCGUACCAGGGCUUAUUAUGUCAACAGAGAGAAUCUAAAAGAAGUACAACCCGAAGAUGUUGCGGAAUGGGUUGAAGAGGAGGAUGUUUCUCGGUAUCAUACGUUCACAAUUCCCUAUGGCCCAAAAUAUACGGCAAAGAAGAUCGAGAAAAUGGUUUACAAAAAUGAUUUGUUGUUAAAUGCGGAAUGGAACAGGCCAAAAGACCGAAAAGUGAAUUUGCACAGGCAUCCCGCGUUUUUCGGCAGCGUGAAACAUGUCAUCGAAGAUUGUUGCGGCUACUGUCCCGCUCCUAGUACAGAGGAGGAAAAGUCCAUCGCGGCGGACGAGGGCAAAAAAUAUUUGUCGGGCAAAAUCCAAUUUAUGAAGCAUGACCCAGGGAGACAAACCAUUGGGAGCUUUAACCCUAUUACUGAUUCAGACUGGACUGAAUUCGCAUACACUGGCGGCACGGAAAGCCUUUGCCAAGCUAUUGUUGCGGGCGAUCUUACCCACGUUAAGAAAUGCUGUGCCCAAGAAGACUUCAACAUUGACCAGCGAGAUCAUACUGGUCGCAUGCCUCUUCACUUAGCGAUCAACUGCGGAACCCCCGAAAUCGUACGAUGCCUCGUACACCAUGGGGCACGCCUUGUCAGUCGCGUCGCUGGCGGGUUUACCGCUCUUCACCUUGCUGCAGCCCGCGGGGAUGUGGAAAUCCUUCGGGCAAUACUGAGGAAGAGCGAAGCGAACCAGGUUGAAUAUCUUGAGAAUUCGGGCACAAAACAGAGAAAUGCGAGCCCGUCAAUUGCAUCAAAUGAGGAUGGCGAUGAAGAGGCAGAAGAGGAUGACAUUUCAGUAAUAGAAAGUGGCGCAAAGUCUCCAUAUGCUGUGUCUCAAGGGUCAAUGAUUGUAGUCACAGACCCAUCAAAAACACCCCAGGAGGAACAGGAUGAGGACGAAAACGAACCUAACUUCUACGAUGAUAUUGGGGUGCUUUCGUGGGAUCAUCCAAUUAGUCCACUUCAUGUGGCGAUCUUAUACGGCCAUACGGACAUUAUCACCACCCUCACUACAGAGUUCGGUGCAGACGCGAGCCAACCUUUUGUCCAAAAGGAAUACAAUAAUUAUUACGUGAUCUUUUCCAUGAUCCUUGCUAUGCACCUUCCAUUCGAACAGUCCACAGAUAUGUUACGAACUCUCCUCGAAUUGGGAGCUUCCUCGACGCAAGCCAACAAGGAUCAUAUAACCGCAUUCCAUUCUCUUGUAAUAGCCGGUGAGCCUCGCCAUAUAGAUUUGAUAUUCGACAUCGACGCAGCGGCUGCCCAACUUGCAAUUAACCAUCCUUUUAUAAGCACGUCCUGGCGUCCUCAAAGUGCGUUGCCUCUUAAUUCAGCAAUUAGCUAUAAAGGAACCGGGAUGGUUGAGAAGUUAUUGGAGAAAGGAGCAAUCGUGUCAGGAUUUUUCGAACGUUUGCGGCGCAUCUGGGCACGUCGAAAUAAUCAAGGUAAUAAGAUUGAGCAUAUUCUGCGUCAACCGAUUAUUCAAGCAGCUGAGUUUUCAACCCCUGCUGUUGUGAAAACACUUUUGGAUGCUGGAGCGGAAGUUAAUGCAAUCACGACGGGCUCUCAUCGAUUGAUUGACAAACAAGCCUACUAUUCUAGUGGCCAGACAGUCCUUGACCUCAUUACAGCGCGCCUGGAUUUUCUGAAAUCGUUGGAUAAGCCUCAACAAGCUCCAAUUAGUAUUGUGGAGUUAAAACCCGACGUUGUUUAUUUAAAGGACCUAGCGGAAGGGACUUUCGAACAUUCUUUUGUCCAGAAUGAGCUUGCAAUCGCGAAACUCGCUUCGGAGGUCAUCCAAGAUAAACUGAAUUCCGAAGAAUGCACUAAGUUCAAACAGCAGCAGAGGUUGAGGGCGGACUGGAUUGAACGUGAAAUCAAGGAGCUGGAAGCACUCGAGCAGACCUUGAAGGCUAAGGGGGGUAAACCUUUCGCGGAACUGUACCCAGAACACGCGCGGGCUGCAGAUAAAACUCAAAAAUCGUCAUCAACGGCUGAAGCAUCGAAGGAAUUUGAGGUCGCAUGCACCUUCACCGAUCAAGACGUAGGGGACGUAGAUACAAAAGAGUAUAUUCCGCUGUUCCAAGCCGCAUGGGAUGGCAAUAUCGGCAAGGUUAAACAGCUAACCACAGAGCCAGCCACUGUCAAGAAGCCGCGUUCUUCGCUCCAACUUACAGCGAGGCUCAGAGAACGAGAGGUGGAUAUCUUCACCAUUGCUGUGGUUCGCGGCCAUUUUGAACUGGCUCGAGGCAUUCUUCAGGAUGUAGACGCCCAACAAUGGAAACGGGAUACCAAAAAGUCAACCCGUAAAGUAUACGAGGUUGUUGUCGACAAUGAUAAUGACUAUAAUAGUUACGAUUCUGACUCCGAACCUGAUGCGCCGGAUUCUGAAGGUGUCAACGUUCGUUUUGAUAUUGUUGACGACGAGCAAACCAUUGAUGAUGUCCGGGAGCUGGAAGCUGUGAGCGUCGGGAAAUACACUACUUCGGUGUCCCACCUCCUCAACAGGGAACGAGACAUGUCUAUGUUUUUAGGUGAUGAAAAUAAGGAUACUGUGAAAGCUGAUCAUGCGACAUUGGCUGAUACUCACCUGUUAAACUGGUACCGGGAUCCAAUUACGCAGACGGUUGAUAUGAAUGCAUUCAAAGCAAAACGCCGCAUGGACUUGAUGAGUCUUGCCGUCCAGCGAAAUGAUUUUGCAGCAGUCAAAUUCUUGGUUGAGCAGAAAACACACUAUCUGAGACACUCUAAAGAAGAAGACAACAAUAAAUCUUCCGAUGAAGACAGGCAUAAAUUUAUCACUAUUGGGAGCGACAUACUCAACAUGUGUCUUAGAGAUGGCUGCACGCAAAUCUUAGGUUAUCUUAUGUCGACAACAGGACUUGGAUUUCCGUUUGAAGCUCUGAUGAAAGAGGCAGGCGUCAAGCCUGAAACUGAACCUAAGUUCUAUCGCGGAUUAUCCGUGUAUGGCAAGAAACGAGCGAAUUGGGCUGCCGAGAACAGCUACCGUUACUUUAGGCCGAUUUUUGGUUCACACUCGUUACUCUUGCUUGCCAUUAGUGAGGGUAACAUUGACGCUGUUAAGUGGUUCCUUACCGAUGCGCCCGAGCAGAAAUAUAAGGAAUUCCUCCAUACACAUAGGGAUGACGCACGGCUAGCACCUCUCUUUAAAAUGGAGGGUGGAAUUGAUGAUAUGUUAGCAUCCUGGCUGGGUGCUAGACGAAAUCUGGCUCUUCAUUGUGCAAUACUUGCCUCACCGUCAGAGAAAUCUAGCGCCUCUCUGGUUCAGUUUAUCCUGGAAUCAUUCCCGGAUUCCUUGCACACCAAAAAUAUUGAAGGUUUCACACCUCUCCACCUAGCAUUCAGUGGUCGGAGGAUUACGGCUGCCAAAAUGCUCGUUGAAGCGGGAGCAGACCAAGCCGCUCGGGAUAACGAUGGCCGCAAUAUGCUUCAUCACAUCUUUGCGUCUCACCGUUCCACUGUCGAAAGUUCCCCUAAGCUUCUCAGAACAUUGUGUGAUAUCCUAGAUCCUGAAAUUGUUCCAAUCCUUGCGCAACAGAGGUCCCGCUUAGAGAUUGACAUUAGCGGUCGUAUUGGAUUCGGUAGGCAGAUCCCAUUGUCGCAAUGGCUUUCGCAUGGCCCGGAGACUGAAACAGCCACACUGGAAGCCAUUCUUGACAUCACAGGUGGAAAAGAGCUCUAUAUCUUGAAUGAACAAGGAAAUUACCCCAUCCAUGAGGUUAUCAAGGAUCAGAAAAUUGAUUUUGCACGAGUUAUGCUGGAGAGGGAUCCUCGCCUAGCUGUUUUAGAAAAUGCUACAGGAACGACUCCUUUGGAGGUCGCGGAGAACAGGCUCAUAUCUUACUUGGUCAAUCAAUAUCGCAUGGUGGAGGAAAACAUCGGCGAAUCCGGAAACUCGAGACACUCUUAUAGCUCAUCGGCUCCCGUGCCCUACCGUUAUUUCCUUAACAGGUGGCGGAGAGAACCCGAAAAGUUCGACCCUUCUCAGAUCUACAAUCUCAAAGGGGAUGGACCAUUCAUCUCAUGGGAUGACUGCAAAGAGGGCAAAAUUCUACAGUUGCUACGUAGCGCUGCCGCGAAAUCGGACAAGAAGAGGAUCCUCAUCAGCUUGCAGGAUUCCAAUGAACUUGUGAGGCGCCUCUCUGCUAUUAAACCAAAUACAGGUGAUGCUGGCCGGCGCGCGAAUCGGAGUGGUUACUACAACGAAAGCGAUGAGGAAGAGCGUGCAAAGAACGACGCUAAGGAACAAGAUGAAGUAAAGAAGUGGAUGGGUUAUCUUUCCAGGAAAAAUUUCGAGGUGGAAAGGCUUCUGGAAGAAGAGAAAAAUGCCGUAUCGAAGUGA
Messenger RNA from Histoplasma capsulatum G186AR, 5454 nucleotides. Its product is annotated as ankyrin repeat protein. Lineage: Eukaryota; Fungi; Ascomycota; Eurotiomycetes; Onygenales; Ajellomycetaceae. The transcript has 8 exons. Gene Ontology annotation, molecular function: protein binding. The record is from RefSeq and is a predicted model, not a curated record. The coding region runs from base 1 to 5454 and encodes 1817 amino acids.